This is a messenger RNA of Hemicordylus capensis (graceful crag lizard), 4032 nucleotides long. It is a transcript of the gene MYO1H, whose product is annotated as myosin IH. The transcript is spliced from 32 exons. The record is from RefSeq and is a predicted model, not a curated record. The coding region runs from base 200 to 3268 and encodes 1022 amino acids. Gene Ontology annotation, biological process: actin filament organization; vesicle transport along actin filament. Gene Ontology annotation, molecular function: actin filament binding; ATP binding; microfilament motor activity. Gene Ontology annotation, cellular component: cytoplasm; vesicle; plasma membrane. Lineage: Eukaryota; Metazoa; Chordata; Lepidosauria; Squamata; Cordylidae.
UCCUUCCUUUCUGGCUGUGGUGGAGAAUUCCUGUGGGCAGACCAGUGUCCUGGUCACGGACAACAUUUGCAACAAUAUCUCUAAAGUCCAGCGGACCAAAUUUAGAAAGGGUUUUUGUGAAAUAGGCAGAGGAGAAGCAGGUCAGUGGAGAGAGGCCUGCCAGGAAGCAGCAGCGUGGAAGAAACCCAACCAGCUGAACAUGGAAGGGGCUCUGAUAGCCCGGGACAGAGUGGGAGUUCAGGAUUUUGUCCUCCUGGAUUCGCACACAAGUGAACUGGCAUUCCUAGACAACCUUCGCAAGAGAUACCGGGAGAACCUCAUCUAUACCUACAUUGGCACUCUCUUGGUGUCCGUGAACCCGUACAAGGAACUGGACAUCUAUACCAUUAAGCAGAUGGAGCAAUAUAAAGGGGUCAACUUCUUUGAACUGCCGCCGCACAUCUAUGCCAUCGCUGACAAUGCCUACCGAGACAUGUGCACGGAGUACAACAACCACUUCAUCCUAAUCUCAGGGGAGAGCGGAGCUGGCAAAACCGAGGCCUCCAAGAAGAUCCUGCAGUACUUUGCCGUGACUUGCACAACAACAGAGCAGCUGCAGAUCGUCCGGGACCGCUUGCUCCUCUCCAAUCCCGUUCUGGAGGCUUUUGGGAAUGCCAAAACUCUCCGUAAUGACAACUCGAGCAGGUUUGGGAAGUACAUGGACAUCCAGUUUGAUUUUAAGGGAGCUCCCGUUGGCGGGCACAUCCUCAGCUACCUGAUCGAGAAAUCCCGCGUCGUCCACCAGAACCCUGGGGAGCGCAAUUUCCACAUCUUCUACCAGUUACUGGAGGGUGGGGAAGAAGACCUGCUUCGUGGACUUGGCCUGGAGCGCGACCCCCAGAAGUACAUGUACCUAAUACAGGGUGACUGUGCCAAAGUGGCAUCCAUUAACGACAGGAGUGACUGGAGAACUGUCCAGAAAGCCUUCGCAGUCAUUGACUUUUCAGAGAGAAAUACUGAGAACCUCUUUGGGGUCAUUGCCAGUGUGCUGCACCUGGGGAACAUCCAGUUUGAGGAGGACAGCAAUGGCCACGCCAUCAUCACUAAAGGCACCCAGAUCAAGUGGAUCUCAAAGCUCUUGGGUGUCCACCUCUCCAUCCUGCAAGAAGCUCUCACACACAGGAAAAUCGAGGCCCGGUUUGAAGAGGUUUUAAGCCCGCUGAAUGUCGACCUGGCCUUCUAUGCUCGGGACGCCGUAGCCAAGGCAAUAUACGGGCGGACCUUUACUUGGCUGGUCAACAAAAUCAAUGGCUCUUUAGCAAACAAGGACCUCACCAAGAAAAUGGUGAUUGGGCUACUGGAUAUUUAUGGCUUCGAAGUCUUUGAAACAAACAGCUUUGAACAGUUCUGCAUCAAUUACUGCAAUGAGAAGCUGCAGCAGCUGCUGCUGGAGAUGACCUUGAAGGCAGAGCAAGAGGAGUACAAGCUGGAGGACAUCGAGUGGGAGCCAAUUCCAUAUUUCAACAACAAGAUCAUAUGUGACCUUGUGGAAGAGAAACACAAAGGGAUCAUUUCCAUACUGGAUGAAGAAUGUUUGCGGCCUGGAGAAGCAACGGACUUGAGUUUUCUGGAAAAGUUGGAGGAGAAAGUAGGAACCCAUGCCCACAUCCUGACCCGGAAGCUUGCGGACCAGAAGACACGGAAAUCCAUUGACUGGAUGGAUUUCCGUCUCCUCCAUUAUGCCGGGGAAGUGACGUAUUGCACCGUAGGAUUUUUGGAGAAAAAUAACGAUCUUCUCUACAGGAACCUUAAAGAGGUGCUGUGCAAGUCCAAAAAUGGCAUCCUUAGGGAAUGUUUCCAUCUGUCAGAACUGGACAACCGGAGGCGGCCGGAGACGGUGGCCACCCAGUUCAAAAACAGCCUGGCCAGCUUGAUUGAGAUCCUCAUGUCCAAAGAGCCUUCCUACAUCCGGUGCAUCAAGCCCAACGAUGACAAGGCGCCCGACAAAUUUGACAACUCCUUGAUAAAGCACCAGGUGAAGUACCUGGGGUUGAUGGAGCACCUGCGAGUGAGGCGGGCCGGUUUUGCUUACCGCCGGAAGUACGAGCAUUUCCUCCAAAGGUACAAGUCGUUGUGCCCAGCGACCUGGCCUCACUGGCGUGGCUCGCCUGCGGUGGGAGUGGAGAAGCUGGUCAAGCAUAUCGGCUACAAGCCUGAAGAGUAUAAACUGGGGAGGACCAAACUCUUCAUUCGUUUCCCAAGAACCCUGUUCGCCACUGAGGAUGCCUUUGAAUACAGGAAGCAUCUGCUAAUUGCCAGAAUACAAGCCAAAUACAAAGGAUGCAUCGGGAAGCGAGAAUUCCAGAAAAUGAGGAGAGCUGCCAUCAAGCUGGAGGCCUGCUGGAGAGGGGUCCUGGCACGCAAGCUGGCCAAGAGGAGGAUGUGGGCAGCGCAGACCAUCCGGAAGUACAUAAAAAGCUUCAUCAACCGAAAAGACCCCCUGAACCCCGAGAACAAGGAUUUCGUGAGGCUUGUGAGGUGCAACUACCUCACGAAACUCAGGGACUAUGUUCCAAAAAAUGUCUUGGAUAAGACCUGGCUGAAGCCUCCGGAGCUCUUGGUAGAGACGUCUGAGCUUCUGAAGAAGCUCUGUAUAAGGAAUCUGGUACGGAAAUACUGUCGUAGCAUCACAGCGGAGAGGAAAGCCCAGCUGGACCAGAAAGUGGUGACCAGCGCCAUCUUCUGUGGGAAGAAGGAGCGCUAUGCCGAGAGUGUACCCGUGCCCUUUGCUGACACCAGGCUGCAGGAGAAUGAACUGAGCCCCAAAGUCCUGCAGAUGAUUCGCCACGAGAAGGUGAAGUAUGUUACCUCCGUGGUCAAGUAUGACCGGAAAGGCUUCAAGCCCAGAGAACGGCUGCUGGUCUUGACUCGCAUAGCAGGCUACAUCUUGGAGGCAGCCAAGAUCAAGCAGAAGAUUGAGUAUGCAGCCAUCAAAGGUAUUUCUGCCAGCAGCCUGAGUGACGGGAUUUUGGUCAUCCAUCUCCCAGACGACACGAAGCAGAAGGAGGGAGACGUGGUCCUGCACUGUGAGCACAUCUUUGAAACCGUCACGAAGCUCUGCAUGCUGGCAAAGAAGGAGGAUGUGGUCUCUGUGGCCGAGGGGAGCCUCCAGUUCCAACUCGGUGCUGGGAAAGAAGGGACCAUUAUUUUCACCGCUGGGAAGGAGUCUCGGAUCUACAGGGCCCCCAAUGGACAACUCAUAGUGGUAUCGCCCAAGAUAAAGUCCUGAUGGGAACCCACGUUCACGCUUUGCCUGUUCCCGUGUCUGCCUGGAAAAGCAAGCCGCCCAGGGGGGAGAGCUGCCAUCUGUCAAUCGACCCAGUGAGGAUUUGGAUGCUUUUGAGGGGGGUCCUGAUGCAGAAGACGGCUGCCGUUGGGGCCCACCUGUGUUUUAAGACUUUCCUUUUUUAAAAAAGUAGCCACACGCACCCCAACUAUCUAGCUGGUAAUAUAGAUCCCUUUGCUGGCCCUCAUGAACACCCCCAGGAAGUGAAGUUCAAAUCAUUAAGGCUGCGUUUCUGUGGUGAUGCCUCUCUAACCACGUCCACAACGGCUUCAAAUCUAGCUGUGCUUAAAUUCACGCUUCUGAUUCUUAAAAAAAAAAGGAAAUCCUUCAGCCAAAACUUCUAGUGGAGGAUCAUAGCCAGGGCUCAACUGACCUCCGGAGCCAGUAGCGGAAGGGAUAAAGCUCGAUUCUACGGUCUGGGAGAAGUUUCCUUGCUUCCAAGGACAAUAUGCAUUCUGGACAGUCGGAUGAAGGGUGCAGCUGGUUGCCACAAUCCUUCAUUCUGCUGGACCCCAUUUUGGAGGGUGGAAGCCUCAAGCAUAGCUGGCCCCUGUAUUGGUUGCUUGCGGAGGGUGGGGGGCAGCUCAUAUGGGUGGGAGGGAGAGAGUUCUGUGCUGGGAGCUGUCUGUGCCUCCACUCUCCUCUCUGUCUUCGUGGAGCCUGUGUUUGCAAGUGCUGAUUACAAUAAAAAGAUGGAAGGAAGAGGA